Messenger RNA from Paramecium octaurelia, 993 nucleotides. The record is from the annotation of a GenBank genome assembly. NCBI's taxonomy places the organism in Eukaryota, Ciliophora, Oligohymenophorea, Peniculida, Parameciidae.
AUGAAAUAAAAUUAUUAUCGAUAAUAAAGAGGAUCAGCUGGUGCAACAUCCAAAAUAGUGCCUCCCCUGUAACUCAAGAGACAGUAGAGCACCAAUAAAAUUGCUGCACAGCCAUCCAUGGGGAGUCAUCUGAGAGAAAUAAUGAAAUAGUAAUUUGUACCAACAACUUCCACCAAUAACAUUUAAAACGAAAUCAUAAGAUCACAAGAAACACAAUUGCAGGAAGUGCCAGUUGAAUUGCAAGACAUUAAAAUGUAUCAAAUUUUAAAUGUUCUUGGACAUGGAGCAACUGCUGAAGUAAAAAUGGCAAGGCAUAAGAUGCUGGAUUUUGUUGUUGCUAUUAAGAUAUAUGGAAGCAAUGCCAAUAUUCAACUAUUAGAGUAGGAAGUUCUAAUUUUGCAAUUACUAUCACACCCCAACAUAAUUAAAUUAUAUUACCAAUUGAAAAGCACCCAAAACAUUUAUUUGAUCUAAGAAUACUUUUCGCCCAUGACCUUAGACACCUAUUUGAAAGGGAGAACAAUCAAGAGGUUGAGUGAAGAUCAAGCCAAAAUUAUCGGCAAACAAUUAAAAAAUGCAAUUAUAUAUUUACAUAGUUAAAACAUCAUUCAUAGAGAUCUGAAAUUAGAAAAUAUUCUAAUAGACCCUUCAACCUUGAAAAUCAAGUUGAUUGAUUUCGGAUACUCCAUUUAGACUGAGAAGGAACUGUCUAUUUAAUGUGGGACUCAUUAGUAUAUGGCACCCGAAUUGAUUAAAUAGCAGAACUAUGAUAACAAGGUUGAUGUUUGGGCAUGCGGAGUUAUUCUGUUUAGAUUGCUGACUGGGUUAUUCCCAUUUAAGGGCAAUAAUGAUGCUGAAUUGAACAAGAAGAUUAUCGCUGGCAAAUUGGAGUUCCCAUCUUUUAUGAAUGGAAGUUCAAAAGCACUGCUGCAAGGAAUGCUUAAUGUUAAUAGUCAAUAAAGGACUUUAAUUGGUUCAGAAUUUCUUUAAUGA